GUGACCUCUUCCUUGCUCCGCCGCCUCCGCCAUGGACACGAGCCGCGUGCAGCCGAUCAAGCUGGCCCGGGUCACCAAAGUGCUGGGCCGGACCGGCUCCCAGGGACAGUGCACCCAGGUCCGCGUGGAAUUCAUGGACGACACCAGCCGCUCGAUCAUCCGCAACGUGAAAGGUCCCGUCCGAGAAGGGGAUGUGCUCACGCUUCUGGAGUCUGAGCGCGAGGCCCGCCGCUUGCGCUGAGCCCAGUUUGGCCAACAGUUUGGCACGAUGGGGACAAAACUCUUCCUCGUGACCUGUUGAUACAAGCCUGGCCCAAGGAGAAUGAUCCAUCGACUGUGUUCAGAAUAAAGUUUGUUUGCCACCCCAA
Rhineura floridana is the source of this 368-nucleotide messenger RNA. RefSeq names its product ribosomal protein S28 (gene RPS28). The transcript has 3 exons. Bases 32 to 241 code for a protein of 69 amino acids. The record is from RefSeq and is a predicted model, not a curated record. Gene Ontology annotation, biological process: maturation of SSU-rRNA; translation; ribosomal small subunit assembly. Lineage: Eukaryota; Metazoa; Chordata; Lepidosauria; Squamata; Rhineuridae. Gene Ontology annotation, cellular component: ribosome; cytosolic small ribosomal subunit. Gene Ontology annotation, molecular function: structural constituent of ribosome.